AUGAGUGCCAUAGAGGGAUCAGCGAAAGAACUAAAAGAAAAGGAUCAACAUCUACCUGAAAAUGAAAAUGAAAAUGAAAAUGAAAAUCAAGAUAAUUCUUCAAUAAAAAAUUUAGAUGUGAUUGCAAAGAGAAGAAGACAAAAUAGAGAAGCACAAAGAGCUUAUCGUGAAAGAAAAGCAAAUAGAAUACAAGUGUUAGAGCGAUCAAUGGGUAUCUUACAAGAUAUGGUUACGUCAUGGGAAAAAAAAUAUAAUGAUUUAAAAUUGCAAUAUGAUGAACAAACUGUUGAACUAAAUACCCUCAAGUUGAGACUACAAAUCGGUGAUAGAGUCCCCGCUGUUUCUGAUUCCACAAAUAAAGAUAUGGAGAAGGGAUCUGGACAAUUUUUGAAUAGAUCUACCAAUUCAUUGACUAGUCUCAUCACAACUAUCCCCCCACCACCAGCUACGUCCGCGAUGCCAUUAACGGCUACAGAAGAACCGUAUUCAGCUAACACUUUUGAAAGGAUUAAAAAAUACAUGAUAGGAGACAAGUCUUCAUCAGUAAGCACAUCCCCGAGCUUAAAUAGAGAAUCAUAUCAAGGAUCUGUAUUGCCUUCCCCUGGCGUAUCAAAACCAUUGCAUUUACGAGGACACACCAAAAACAAUUCCAAUAAUUUUGUCGCAAUUAAAGGAAAUAAUAAUUACAAUAGUCUUCUGUACAUGUUGGACAGUAUAUCGAAAAGGACUACUGUGUUGCCUCCAUUGAACCAAGGCAAAAAUAAUGAGAUAAUAGAUAAGCCUGAAUCACCUUUAUCAUCAGCCACGUUACAAUGA
Arxiozyma heterogenica is the source of this 816-nucleotide messenger RNA. RefSeq names its product Yap7p (gene YAP7). The transcript has a single exon. Gene Ontology annotation, biological process: regulation of DNA-templated transcription. Gene Ontology annotation, molecular function: DNA-binding transcription factor activity. NCBI's taxonomy places the organism in Eukaryota, Fungi, Ascomycota, Saccharomycetes, Saccharomycetales, Saccharomycetaceae. The record is from RefSeq and is a predicted model, not a curated record. The coding region runs from base 1 to 816 and encodes 271 amino acids.